Malus domestica (apple) is the source of this 1938-nucleotide messenger RNA. Its product is annotated as cytochrome P450 78A5-like. NCBI's taxonomy places the organism in Eukaryota, Viridiplantae, Streptophyta, Magnoliopsida, Rosales, Rosaceae. The record is from RefSeq and is a predicted model, not a curated record. Gene Ontology annotation, molecular function: iron ion binding; heme binding; monooxygenase activity.
UCUUCAUGACAAAUGUCCAUUUCUAGGUAAUUCCACUGGCUUUUAGAAUUCCCCCACUUAACUUCAAAUAGUUAUGAAACUCUUCAUGCUAGCAACCCUUUUAAUCAUAGUCUUUUGGUUUGGAGCUACGACGUUGUACUCAAACUCUCUCACUCUCACUCUCACUCUCUUCCUCCUCUCAUUCUUCAACCUUUUCCUCAUCUCUCUGGGCCACUGGCUCGUUCCCGGAGGUUUUGCAUGGUCAUGUUAUAAUCAUGACCAAAACUCUCAAAAUGAGUCUAGCCUCCGAGGACCAGCUGGGUGGCCUAUACUAGGGUUCCUACCCCAUCAAAUGGGUUCUCUUGCCCAUCAAAAACUCUCCAGUAUGGCAACAUCCCUCAAGGCAACCAGGCUCAUGGCAUUCAGCUUAGGCACUACGCGUGUCGUCAUCAGCAGCCAUCCGGACACUGCUAGGCAAAUCCUCGGAGGCUCGUCGUUUUCCGACCGCCCAAUCAAGCACUCAGCUAAGUUGCUAAUGUUUGAACGCGCCAUAGGGUUUGCUCCUUCAGGAACAUAUUGGCGCCACCUGCGCAGCAUAGCAGCUGUGCAUAUGUUUUCACCAAGGAGAAUCGGAGGCCUAGAAACCCUAAGGCAACAGGUGGCUGAUGAAAUGGUGGUGAAAAUUUGGGAUGAGAUGAAGGAAAAUAGGGUUGUGGGAUUGAAAGCAAUAUUGCAGAAGGGUUCUUUGGAUAACAUAAUCCAGAGUGUAUUUGGCACUAAUUAUUUAGGUUUAGAGAAGGAGGUUAGCACGAAUCGAACGCUAAUGUUGCUAGUCAAAGAAGGGUACGACUUGAUUUAUAGGUUUAAUUUGGAGGAUUAUUUUCCCUUGAGGUUUUUGGACUUUUAUGGUGUGAAGAGGAAGUGUCACAAAUUGGCGGCUGAGGUGAAGUCUGUGGUGGGGCAAAUUGUGAGGGAAAGAAAAAGAGCAGGAGAUUUUGGUGGCGGCAGUGACUUUCUCAGUGCUUUGCUAGCUCUGCCGGAAGAAGAUAAACUAAGUGAUUCAGACACGGUGGCUGUUUUAUGGGAAAUGAUAUUUCGAGGGACAGACACGGUUGCAAUACUUCUUGAAUGGAUUAUGGCAAGGAUAGUCUUACACCAAGACAUCCAAGCCAAAGCACAACAAGAACUUGACACACACGUGGGGAACAAGAGGCACGUGCGAGACUCCGACCUUCCGAACCUGCCGUAUCUACAAGCCAUAGUCAAGGAAGUUCUCCGAAUGCACCCUCCGGGCCCACUGCUAUCAUGGGCCCGUCUGGCAAUCCAUGAUGUUCACGUGGACAAAGUUUUUAUCCCAGCUGGCACAACUGCGAUGGUGAACAUGUGGGCCAUAACCCACGACCCAUCCAUUUGGAAGGAUCCAAUGGUGUUUAGGCCUGAAAGGUUCAUUGAGGAGGACGUGUCAAUAAUGGGCUCGGAUCUCAGGCUUGCACCAUUUGGGUCGGGUCGAAGAGUAUGCCCGGGUAAAGCGUUGGGUUUAGCUACAGUGCACUUGUGGCUUGCUAGGUUUUUGCAUCAAUUCAGGUGGUUACCGGCGGAGCCUAUUGACCUUUCGGAGUGUUUGAAGCUCUCUCUCGAAAUGAAGAAACCACUCACAUGCCACGUUGUCCCACGCAAUCCAUUAUGAACUAAAGAAGCUAGCUAAGCUAGUGGUUAUGAAUAAUUAGUGAAAAUAUAUAUGCAUUGCACUGAUGAAAAAUUGUAGAAUGGUGUGAGUAGUGAUGGAAGUAGGUAAGGCGUGGUUUGCAUAGUGUAUCUGGGGCCAGUAAAAUGGGGUACUAGGAAAGAACUCUCAAAUCCAACAUAUGAAAAGUACGUAAGUAAAUCUUUGGCUCAUGAACACUGUAAAAUAAUGUUUUGACUAUUUAUAAAAGCUUGUGGAUUGAACUUUUGCAUAAA